Molecule: messenger RNA, 1479 nt
Organism: Lodderomyces theae
Lineage: Eukaryota; Fungi; Ascomycota; Pichiomycetes; Serinales; Debaryomycetaceae
Gene: SFP1
Product: zinc-coordinating transcription factor
Exons: 1
Coding region: 1-1479 (492 amino acids)
Cellular component (GO): nucleus
Source: RefSeq, a predicted model, not a curated record
AUGUUUAAUACCAAGAUUUUUGACGGUGGUUCCGGCACAGCGUCCGCAACAGCAACUGCUGUGAAUAUUCCACUAAAUAACAAUUCAUCCAAUGCCGGGUCUGGCACAUCAUUUGGACAGCAACAACUGCAGCAGCAACAUCAACAGCAACAUCAGCAGCAACAGCACAAUCAGGACCAACCACAACCGAUCGACAUCACAUUCAAUCAUCGACCAUCGAUCUUCAACAACUCACGUUUUAGAAGAGAAUCAGUAGCCCAUUCACAAGGUAUGGGUGGUAUUUCGUGGGGAUCAGUCACCAUUGGCUCUUGGUUGAAAGAUGAAGUAAUGUCGGUCAAUAUUGGCACCGGCAUGAACAAUUUUCUAAUUCCAAACAAUAAUCAGCACAAUCACCACCACAACCACCAUCACCAACAGCAACAACAACAACAACAACAACAACACCAGCAGCACCAGCAGCAGCAGCAGCAGCAACAGCAACUGAGCCAUCACAAUACGCAACUGUCGCACGGAAACCACCAAAAUUUGAUUAAUCCACGUAGGGGGUCUUUCCGUACUGCCUUUCACCCUGGCAUGUCGCCGCAACAACAAACCUCGUACUUGCCUGAUUUGGAAGCUGAUUAUUGUAAGGAUUACAAUUGUUGUGGCGAGCUAUUGCCUACAUUGCAUGAUUUAUUACGACAUUAUGAAGAAGCACACAUACUGGCAUCUCCACCAGUAGAUACCACUCAGAAUUUGCUAAACAAUAACCGCAAUCGUAACAACUACAAUAAUAUCCACAAUGUUAUGGAAACAGUUUCAACGACGGACGUUUUCCUCAAUAACCAUCACAAUCAAGGAAUCGAUAUAACUAAAGGGUAUGAUAACGGUGGCAACUACCAAUUCAAUAGCACUACGGAUACACAACUUCUACAACAACAAAAUCAGAACCAGAACCAGAACCAGAACCAGAGCCAGAGCCAGAGCCAGAGCCAGAAUCCACAGCAGCGCAACCAUAACCAUCUUCAACAUCAACAACUCGAACAACAACAAGGCCUGAAUCUACAGCAAAACCAACAACAAUCGCAACUGCAAUUUGGCAAUGGACAACAAACAAAUCAACAAUCUCCACUCAGCCCAUCACAAGGAGAAGACACUGCCAUGCAAAUCGAUGACGACGACGUGUACAUAGACGAUCCAGCACGUCACUUGUACAUGAUGGAAGAAGAGAAUAAACCGUUCAAGUGUCCAGUUAUCGGCUGUGACAAGACGUACAAGAACCAAAAUGGGUUGAAGUACCAUCGUGCUCAUGGUCAUCAAGGACAAAGUCUACGCGAGAACCCCGAUGGUACGAUAUCGAUAAUUGACCCCGAAUCUAACACUCCGUAUUUGGACAAUUCUGCAUUGGAGAAGGAUAAGCCUUAUCGAUGCGAGGUUUGUGGAAAGAGGUAUAAAAACCUUAAUGGGUUGAAGUACCAUCGUGGUCAUACUACACAUUAA